UGUUCUGCUAUCUCCGUCUUCUUCCUCCCGUUUCAGAUUUCUUCUUCUUCUUCUUCUCCAAGUGUUCAACUCCGAUUCCUACCCGCUGGUCCACGACAAUUGGUACUCAGAGCCGUGUUCCGGUCAUCCCUCUGCGGAUUUCACUCAGAAAUUUUUUUCUCACCGUGUGUUCUUCAUUCCUGACCUCGACUGCCUCAUCGGCGUUUCAGGUCGCUCCGCCGGUUUCGCCCCGAUUCCGGCGUCCUCGCCCCGCCCACCGACUUCCAGUCGGCGGCGGCCACCGCCACGCGCCGGUUAGCCAUUUCGGCGCCGUCGCCCACCCACUUCCCUCGCGCCGCUUAGGUAUAGACUUGGGGAACGAAUUGGCACAGGUGACGCGGGGGUGGCUUCGCUCUGGCUCCACGCAAGCCCACCAAGUUUGAAGCCCAGAUGUCGACGGCCAUGGAAGAUCUGGCGAAGAAGUUUGAUGGCUUCGACUCCGUCAUGACCAAGGUGUUGGACAAGCUCACGGCGCUCGAAGCGUGGAAGUCUACGGCAAGCGCCUCCAUGGACCAGUUGCUGGCUCAAUCCGAGCGCACGGCACACCGCGUCGACACCAUCGAGUUCAUCCCUGCCCCGGUACCCGUGCGUCCUCCUCCACGGCCAGCGACUGCUCCGCCGCAACCUCCACCGAGGUGGACCAACCCCUUUGACCUGAACUCGGCUCCCCAUCACGAGAUGCGCCCACCUGCAUCCUCGUCGGGGCGGCCCAGCGGGCACCACGUCGCCACCAAUCACCGGGAUGUUGGCGGUGGAAUCCUUGGUUCCCACCCGCCACACCCGGUCACGGGAAGAAGAAUUGCAAUCCAAUAAGAAACGUCCUUGGGGCAAAUCUGAUGGCAAGGACUACAAGGCUGGUAGUAAGGGUUUCACUAUCAAUGACUCUAUCAAACCUGCCUUCAAGAAAGAGGAAUUCAAGAAGUCAGAUAGAGCUGUGUUGGAUGAAAAGUGGCAAGCUCGAAAGGAAUUCAGAAGAGCCAAUGGGUUGUGCUUUACUUGUGGUGAAAAGUGGGAUAAGAAACAUAAGUGCCCAGAUCAUGUAUCCAUCAGUGUUAUCCAGGAAUUACUGGAGCUUUUUCAGUUAGAUGAUUCUCCUGACUAUCCAUCUAGUGAUGAGGAAGAUGCCCAGUCGGUCAUGGCUGUUCAACCAGCUCUUCCUGAGGUACCUCCUGCUGCUAUUCCUAAGAGAUGGAAAACCAUAAGAUUCAGAGGUUUCAUUGGUAAAUUAGAGGUCCUCAUAUUGUUGGAUUCGGGCAGUGCUGGCACCUUCAUCAGCCAAGAGGUGGCUGCUUCUCUGUCGUCCUUAGUGCAACACUGUGCUCCAUUACAGUUGUUAGCUACAGAUGGUAGUCCUAUGUUGUCCUCUGAAUAUAUUCCUCAGUUGCAAUGGUGCAUUCAGGGCCACUCCUUUCAGUAUGAUACUAGGGUACUGCCCUGUUAACGGCCAUUAUCUCACGUUCUGACCGCCAACUUCUCGGGAAUAAAUUGAGUUUUGCACUAUGUCCUAUGCAUAUUUUAUUUGAUUCUAAUAAGUUCCACAAGUUUUGGAUGA
Messenger RNA from Panicum virgatum (switchgrass), 1591 nucleotides. RefSeq lists its product as uncharacterized. The record is from RefSeq and is a predicted model, not a curated record. NCBI's taxonomy places the organism in Eukaryota, Viridiplantae, Streptophyta, Magnoliopsida, Poales, Poaceae. The transcript has 2 exons. The coding region runs from base 782 to 1480 and encodes 232 amino acids.